Neodiprion fabricii is the source of this 1607-nucleotide messenger RNA. RefSeq names its product TATA-box-binding protein (gene Tbp). The transcript has 5 exons. Gene Ontology annotation, biological process: DNA-templated transcription initiation. Lineage: Eukaryota; Metazoa; Arthropoda; Insecta; Hymenoptera; Diprionidae. The record is from RefSeq and is a predicted model, not a curated record. Bases 362 to 1270 code for a protein of 302 amino acids. Gene Ontology annotation, molecular function: RNA polymerase II general transcription initiation factor activity; DNA binding.
AGCUAACCUAACCCAUCCUCUUGUACAGAAUUAUUGUUGAUACCGUUGAUACCUUAACCGAAAAUGGUGUCUGUUGAAAAAUGAGUACAGGAUCUCCCUAACUUCGGAAUAGCUCAUAUAUUAGAAGAAUGAAUUUGUGAUAUUAAAUUUAAGUAUGUGAUUUUGUAUGAAUGUGUCGGCGAAGUAUUAGAUUAUCAAUAUAACAGGGUAACGACACUGCACUUUCGCGAAUCAACAUUACUUGGUCAUCAAAGUAAUGUGCUAACUGGUCUUAGUUACCAAGUUCACUCGAUUAUCAGGAUUGCACAUAGUGGCAAAUUAUAAAAUUUGUAUUAAAUUGAAAUUUACAUAAACAUCCACGAUGGAUCAAAUGCUCCCGAGUCCGGGAUUCAGCAUCCCGAGUAUCGGCACACCGUUACAUCAACCUGAAGAGGAUCAACAAAUAUUGCCGAAUGCGCUACAACAACAACAACAAGUCCAACAAAAUCAACUACAGCAAAUGCAUCCGAUGGGUUCAAACGUACACGGAAUGCCAAUGUUGGGUACACCGCACAAAACCAUGCACACUUAUGCUCCGGCAUUUGCAACGCCGCAAAGUCUUAUGCAGCCACAAACACCGCAAAAUAUGAUGUCGCCUAUGGUUCAACCAGCGAGUCAAAUAGCUCCCCCUUCAAUCGGACCGUCAACUCCAGGCCCGAUGACACCAAUGACGCCUGCUUCCGCUGAUCCUGGAAUUCUACCCCAGCUUCAGAACAUUGUGUCAACGGUGAAUCUCAACUGCAAGCUUAACUUGAAGGAAAUUGCGCUACAUGCUAGAAACGCCGAGUAUAAUCCGAAACGAUUUGCAGCAGUUAUAAUGAGGAUAAGAGAACCCAGAACUACUGCCUUGAUAUUCAGCAGCGGAAAAAUGGUAUGUACCGGCGCUAAAAGUGAAGAGGACUCUCGCCUGGCUGCCAGAAAAUAUGCACGUAUCAUACAGAAGCUUGGAUUUCCAGCUAAAUUUUUGGAUUUCAAAAUUCAAAAUAUGGUUGGAAGCUGCGAUGUCAAAUUUCCCAUCAGAUUAGAAGGACUUGUAUUAACGCACGGCCAAUUCUCUUCGUACGAACCAGAACUAUUCCCUGGCUUGAUAUAUCGAAUGGUUAAACCCCGUAUUGUGUUGCUUAUAUUUGUUUCUGGCAAAGUUGUAUUGACUGGUGCAAAAGUACGGCAAGAAAUUUAUGAAGCUUUCGAUAACAUAUAUCCAAUUCUGAAGAGUUUUAAGAAGCAGUGAUUCCCAACUGAAUCUGACGAUAUUUUUGAUACCCCGAUGAAAGAUUAGUCUUCUAAAAUCAUUUUAUUAAUGCUGCUAUUUGCAGAGGUGUACAGAACGACGAGUGUUCGUUAUUUGUUAAAAAAAAAUAACUGAAAUAGCAACUACUGAAAAUGUUAUUGUACAAGACAAUUGACACGAAGUACUAUCGGUUUUUUGCGAGCACUUAUAUAUUCUUACAGGCUGACAGGUGCCUUAUGCCGCAAAGCCGUUAUCUUUUAUGAACAAUUCUUAGAUUAAGCUGUUGAUUCUGGGCUUUGCCGUUAAGUAAUGAAAAAUAAAGUUAGUGUACCAAGUA